CGGUAGAAGAAGAGCUGGUCCAUCUGCUAUGAGCUAGCUGGUGUUUUUAGCAUCAUGACAUCCUGACGAGGAGGUUGACGGUCUGAUCUGGGCUCGGUACGAGUGGCACCUGUUCCAGAACCAACUGUAACAGAUCCAUAAACCGGUCCUGAGUCAGUGUGUGUUCGUCAGAGGUUAGUUUUACCCGCAGCUGCUCCGGACAUGGAUCCAACUCCUAUGCUAAUGCUAACAGUCAGAUGCUAAUGCGGAAAAAACAGAAGGACUGAGUGAAGGUGAGGAGGAUGCUGUGUUCGUGGUCCUGGUCUGAGUGAGGUGGACUCUGAAGGCAGACCUGGAACCGUGAGGACGCCGUCAUCGUUGGACUUAGUUGUGUGGUGGAAAAGGCCUUCAUCAUGACCAGGACGGUGCAGAUGGAUCUGCUGAAGGCGCUGGUCACAGAGUGUUUGUCAGCAGCCGCCGAGGAAAUUAUCAGGAUUGUCCAGAGGACGAUAGAGGAUCAUGAGGAGGAUGAGUUCUGUCCACAGUGGACGGAGGACAGACGCCUCAGACAGAUGGACGUCGAUGUGAAAACGCCGUCUGAUGAACAGACGGACGACGCUACCUCAGAGUCUAAACCACACCGCAUCGAACUGGACUCCGAUACCGAAAACUCUGACGUGGCCCAGGACCUCGAUGAACCUCUGAACGUCCUCAAACCGUUCUCGUGUCCCAUUUGUCGCAGUGGGUUUUCGUCCAAAAAGGCGAUGGCACGACACGUGAAGAAGCAUCCGGAGGGCGUGGCUUCGUCUUACCAGUGUCAGCUCUGCGACCAGCGUUUCUGCGACAGGUCGGAGUUCAUCGUCCACGCCAGGAUCCACGAGGAAAUCGAACCGCGACAGAGUGAAGACGGUGGACAAAGCUUCAACCAGAGGAACGGUUCGGGUUUGGAACUCGCAGUAGAGGAAACGGAAAAGGAAGACGAUGGCGAAGGUGGUCAGUCUGAGAUAAAAAUCCUUCCACUUCCAGUUCCGUCGUAUAAUCAGACGGACUUUGAGCAGGAGUCUCUUCAGCCGCUGUGUCUGUUCCACAUCCAGAGAGUCUCCAACGGCGAUAAAGACGCUCAGACUCUCCUCGAUGUGGACCAGAUAAAAACUGAACCGCCUGAACCGGAACCCGCCUUCGAACGUCAGCAGAACUCGGGUCCCUUCGCGGCCGAGGACGCCGGAGCCGAAGCGAACGUCCUGAUGGGAAAAUCCACCGAGCUCAUCCUUCAGGUGGAGGUGGGCACGUCACAGAAACCCUACAAAUGCCCCUACUGCUCCAAGUGUUUCUCCCUGACCAAGACUCUAAUACGACACAUGAAGAUCCACUCCGAGGACAAGUUCUACCGGUGCCGGCUUUGCGGACGGAGGUUCUGUCAGAAGUCGGACCUGGUCAAUCACACCAGGGUUCACACCGGGGAGAAACCCUACCGUUGUCAGGAGUGUCACAAGGCCUUCGCACAGAAGGGAAACCUGGUGGUUCACAUGAGGACGCACACGGCCGAGAAACCCUACCCCUGACCCGGAUCACAAAACCAGAAAAAGACCAGAACUGGGAGUAAUCGGAGAAGUCUAAAAAUCAGAUCUGAUGCGUUUACGUAGACCACUUCAGGGACGUCACAGUCAUUUUAGUUCAGGUUCCACUAUCACAUUUGAUCUGAAGUCAAAUACCUUCAUAAUAACCUAAAAAUAAUGACAACUACACAUUU
Sphaeramia orbicularis (orbiculate cardinalfish) is the source of this 1729-nucleotide messenger RNA. Its product is annotated as zinc finger protein 271-like. The transcript is spliced from 3 exons. The record is from RefSeq and is a predicted model, not a curated record. Bases 393 to 1541 code for a protein of 382 amino acids. NCBI's taxonomy places the organism in Eukaryota, Metazoa, Chordata, Actinopteri, Kurtiformes, Apogonidae.